Molecule: messenger RNA, 1620 nt
Organism: Peromyscus leucopus (white-footed mouse)
Lineage: Eukaryota; Metazoa; Chordata; Mammalia; Rodentia; Cricetidae
Gene: Otol1
Product: otolin 1
Exons: 4
Coding region: 33-1544 (503 amino acids)
Molecular function (GO): protein binding
Source: RefSeq, a predicted model, not a curated record
UAAUGUAUUUAUUUUUUCUCAUGUAAGGAUAGAUGGUAUUAGUGCUUUUACUUGGACUACUUAUAAUUUGUGUAUAUUUUUACGUCUUCCCUCCAGCCUCAAACAUGUGGAUAUUUUCUUGGCUUUGUGUUCUAAUUAUUUUGGCUGUGGCUGAUGUGGACACAGUAGCAAAGACCACACUGUACACCAAAUUUACAAAGAAAUCUGACGGGAAAGAGAUGCUGAAGGGCCUCAAGCCAUCCAAUGGCUUCCCUCUGGAUGAAGAAGAAACCCUCCUUACAGAAAUGGCUGCCGUGGCAGAGCCCACCACCGGCCCCUCGCCCUCAGCCACGGCAGAGCCCACCACUGACCCCUCUGCCCCUGCCAGUCUCUUUCCAUUUGAAAGUUUCUCUCUGGACACGGCUGGUUUCUUUGUGAACUGCUGCCAUUGUUGCUCAUUUGUCGCUGGGCAGAAAGGAGAACCUGGAAAGUCGGGAGAACAAGGUCCUAAAGGAGAAACAGGUGACACUGGCAGCCCAGGGCACCCAGGAAUCAUUGGACCCCAAGGCUCCAAAGGCCAGAAAGGAGAGAAGGGACUAAAGGGAGAACGGGGGGACCAAGGAGCAGGUGGCAUUCCAGGAUACCCAGGAAAACCGGGAGAGCAAGGUGGACUUGGUCCCAAGGGAGAUAAAGGAAACAUCGGCCCGGCAGGAAUGAAAGGACAAAAAGGCUCCCAGGGGGACCUGUGUGGGAACUGCCCCAAAGGAGAGAAAGGGGAUCCUGGGGCCUCGGGUGCCCAUGGCUUCACUGGAGAGCCUGGGGCCAAGGGCGAGAAGGGGGGUGUUGGGGAGAAAGGUUAUCGUGGAGAGUCUGGGGAGAGGGGAGAGAAGGGCCAGAAAGGCGAGGCAGGGAUGGAGGGAGAGAAAGGUAGCCGAGGAGACGCUGGCGCAGAAGGCAGACGUGGCUCAGAUGGUCUGCCUGGACCCAGAGGUGGUCCUGGCCCUAAGGGAGAAAAGGGAGAUAUAGGUCCUCCUGGUCUUACCGGACCUGCGGGUCCGAAGGGGGAGCUUGGGAGCAAAGGGGCUCGAGGGCCCACUGGGAAGAAGGGCUCCCGGGGUGUCAAAGGCUCCAAAGGAGAGGCCACCCAAGUCACACAGUCGGCGUUUAGUGCUCUUUUGUCCAAGCCCUUUCCUGCCCCAAACGUCCCCAUCAAGUUUGACAAGAUUCUCUCCAAUGACCAAGGGGAUUAUAGCCCCAUCACUGGGAAAUUUAACUGUAGCGCUCCCGGGACAUACGUUUUUUCCUAUCAUGUCACUGUCAGGGGCCGACCUGCUCGAAUCAGUCUUGUGGCCCGCAACAGGAAGCAGUUCAAGUCCAGAGAGACGCUCUAUGGUCAGCAGGUGGACCAGGCCUCCCUGCUCCUCAUUCUGAAACUGAGUGCAGGAGAUCAAGUGUGGCUAGAAGUGUCAAAGGACUGGAACGGACUGUACGUUGGCCCUGAGGAUGACAGUAUCUUUAGUGGGUUCCUUCUGUACCCAGAGGAAACUCUUGAGAAGUUAACAUAAAUCCAGGUUUUGGACACUGCACUUUUGAUUUAGUCUAUAAAUCUUGAGCAGAGCUCUCAAAAAUUUUGAUUUUUUU